UGUGGGGCUACCUGGCGGGGCAGAUACCCGCCGGCAGGCUGGCGGACAGGAUGGGCGGGGAAAGGGUCCUCCUAACCGGUCUAGCCCUGUGGUCUCUCGCCACCGCCGCCACCGCCGCUGCCGCUGUAGCCCCCACCACCGCCACCACCAGCUUCCCCGUCCAGUGCUCCCCCGCGCUGCUGCUGCUGCUGGCGGCUCGAGUGGGCAUGGGGCUCUUCUCCUCCGUCAUCAUGCCCGCCGUGUCGGCAGCCUCCGCGCAGUGGGUGCCGGCGGAGCGGAAGGCGGCAACACUGGCCAUGAUAUACGCGUUCUUCAACAUGGGCGGUGUGCUAGGCCUCAUCGUGGCCCCCCACCUAGCUGCUCGCGGAGCCAGUCGCAGCCUCGCAGCCGCCGGUGCAGCCAGCGGCACCGCCGGCUGGCCGGGAGCAUUCGUCACCGCUGCAGCCGGGGGCCUUAUGUGGGCACUGCUGGGAAAUGCGGUGCUGUCUCAAGCCGGACCCCGUCCUGUACGACAACAACAACAAGUCGUACAGCAACAGCCAACUGUACGGCAGUCGCCGCCUGGAGGGCAAGGAGGGGGAGAGGAUCAGGCAAAUACGGCAGCUGUAGCAGCGACAGGGGCUCCGAAAGCUGAUGAGGAUGUGGCACGCGGCUCGUCUUGUAGCGGUACAUCUUCAUCGGCGCAAGGAAUGCAGGCAGCAGCUGCAGCAGCAACUGGUGGAGACAGCACAAAUUCAUCAAAUUCACCUUCAUUGCCAUCGACUUCCAGUCGACAGCAGGCUGCCAGCGGUGGCGUAGAUGUGUCCGGUGGAAGAAGAGGGUCUGGUGACCCGCGGGUCACCGGUGAUAACGUCGGACGCAAGGACGUUACUGCGGACAGAAACAGCACUCUUCUACAGGUCGCCGCUCUGUGUUGGUGUCAUGCGGUGAUCGGCUGGGGCUUCUUCGUGCUGCAGGCCUGGGUGCCCAUGUACCUGCAGACGCUGGGGGUGGCGGACCUGGCACAAGCAG
Molecule: messenger RNA, 1011 nt
Organism: Astrephomene gubernaculifera
Lineage: Eukaryota; Viridiplantae; Chlorophyta; Chlorophyceae; Chlamydomonadales; Astrephomenaceae
Source: the annotation of a GenBank genome assembly